Molecule: messenger RNA, 1918 nt
Organism: Lynx canadensis (Canada lynx)
Lineage: Eukaryota; Metazoa; Chordata; Mammalia; Carnivora; Felidae
Gene: BEST1
Product: bestrophin 1
Exons: 10
Coding region: 16-1779 (587 amino acids)
Molecular function (GO): chloride channel activity
Source: RefSeq, a predicted model, not a curated record
CCCCCGUGCUCAGUCAUGACCGUCACCUACUCAAGCCAAGUGGCUAAUGCCCGCUUAGGCUCCUUCUCCCGCCUGCUCCUGUGCUGGCGCGGCAGCAUCUACAAGCUGAUCUAUGGCGAGUUCCUCAUCUUCUUGCUCAGCUACUACAUCAUCCGUUUCAUUUACAGGAUGGCCCUCACGGAGGAACAGCAGGUGAUGUUUGAGAAACUGACUCUGUAUUGCGACAGCUACAUCCAGCUCAUCCCCAUUUCCUUCGUGCUGGGCUUCUACGUGACGCUGGUCGUGACCCGCUGGUGGAACCAGUACGAGAAUCUGCCAUGGCCCGAUCGCCUUAUGAACCUGGUGUCGGGCUUGGUGGAGGGCAAGGACGAGCAAGGCCGGCUGCUGCGGCGCACGCUCAUCCGCUACGCCAACCUGGGCAACGUACUGAUCCUGCGCAGCGUCAGCGCCGCAGUCUACAAGCGCUUUCCCAGUUCCCAGCAUCUGGUGAAAGCAGGCUUUAUGACCCCCGCGGAACGCAAGCACUUAGAAAAGCUGAGCUUGCCGCACAACACGUUCUGGGUGCCCUGGGUGUGGUUUGCCAACCUGUCAAUGAAGGCGUGGAUCGGAGGUCGAAUCCGGGACCCUGUCCUGCUCCAGAGCCUGUUGAACGAGAUGAACGUCUUGCGUACUCAGUGUGGACUCCUGUUUGCCUAUGACUGGAUCAGUAUCCCACUGGUGUACACACAGGUGGUGACCGUGGCGGUUUACAGCUUCUUCCUGGCUUGCUUGAUCGGGCGGCAGUUUCUGAACCCGGCCAAGGCCUAUCCUGGCCACGAGCUGGACCUCGUUGUGCCCGUUUUCACGUUCCUGCAGUUCUUUUUCUAUGCUGGCUGGCUGAAGGUGGCAGAGCAGCUCAUCAACCCAUUUGGAGAGGAUGAUGAUGACUUUGAGACCAACUGGAUUGUCGACAGGAGCCUGCAGGUGUCCCUGUUGGCUGUGGACGAGAUGCACCAGGACCUGCCCCCAAUGGAGCGGGAUAUGUACUGGAAUGAUCCAGAACCACAACCCCCCUAUACAGCUGCUUCCGCCCAGUAUCGUCGACCCUCCUUUUUAGGCUCUACCUUCAACAUCAGUCUGCAUAAGGAAGACAUGGGGUUUCAGGCAAAUCCAGAAGAGGAGGAGGACCCUCAAACUGGCAUCAUUGGCCGCUUCCUAGGGCUACAGUCCCACGACCACCAUCCCCCCAGGACAAACUCAAAGACCAAACUACUGCGACCCAAGAAAGAAGGCCUUCUCCAAGAGGGCCAGCCCAAGAAACUCGGGAGUGCCAGACAGCACUCUAGGAACCAGGAAGGCGGCAAGCCUUGGAAGAUUGAGGAGGAGGAUGAUGCUUUCGAGACUGCUGCACUAUACGGGAGGUCAGGCUACCACAGUGCCCCCCAGACGCCCCUCAGCCACACCCCUAUGGUCUUCCCACCUGGAAAGUCAGCACCCUCAGGCCUUCGCAGAGUCUCAGGCACAGACAGCGCUGUCAAAGACCAAAGCCUACAGCCUGUGACUCCUGACAGAGAUAACAGUUUUGAACUGCUCUCAGAUGGCGUCGGGUCCUCAACGGAGAACCCACAAUUGGGUCACAUGAAGAAGAAAACCGUUGAGUUUAACCUGACCGACAUGUCGGAGACCUCGGAACAUCUCAGAGAAUCACAUUUGGACCAGUCAAGCAACAUAGAGAUAAUACUCAGAAGUCACGGAGAUCCCUACUGGGCCUUGGAAGACAGGGAUGAAGCACACUCUUAAGCCUGUUUCCCCGAAAGGGACACUUCACCGGCCUGGUCCUACCUGCAUGUACACCAGCGGGACACUGAUCCAGUCAUAGCCAUAUAGCUGUCCACACUGAAGCAUACGUUCGUAUGACAGCCUGAAUUAAAUGGUUAGC